AUGUCUGCUUCACCAAUCUUCUCUCCUUUCAUCCCUCCUCCUCCUGACAGCCCUCUCGACUGCGAGUUAUGCGCCGCGGGGGACUCCGUCGACUCUAUACCCAUCGCAGAGCUAUCCCUGUUGGACAAAACACUGCAACUCACAGCAGAACCAGAAGACGUUCGACACGAACUUGCAGAGAAAGUCGCAAAAUAUUUUUCCGCAUCCCUCCGCGCGAUGAAUAUCCCAUACGAAUGGGAAAACCUCUCCGGGCUUGUCGAACAUCUCAUGGUCCGCUCUGGUAUGGGUCGCGCCGCCGUCUUUGCCGCCUUAUAUCUCCUCUGGCGCCUCAGAAAUCUGCCUCGUUUCGAAUGGCAGUCGGACCCGGACGCCGCCUAUCUCUUCACUGCCGUUGUCUUCAUGCUAGCAGAAAAGCAACGAGAGGACAAUCCCUACGAGAACUGUUCCUGGCUCGUGAUGUUCAACAACUUCCUCGAAAAAGUUGGACUAUUUCGGCCAGAGGCAGCCCAUACAGCUGUGGAACUCACCUGUAUAGAGGUGGAGCUCUUACAGUAUCUGGACUAUAAUCUGGACGUCAUGUUCGCCUUGCCGAUCUUCCAAGAAUUCAAACGAGCGUUAAAAUCAGAUACUCUGUCUUUACUGAAAGUCUCCUUCCCUGAGGACCUUCCCGCCUCUUCGCUUCCCGACUUACCCUGUCCAUUUCCUGUGUCACCACCUCGAAGAAAUCCUCCUGCAAAUCGCACCAACGACUGCUCUUGCACUUCUGUCAGACAAGCCCCGCACAUUCUACUUUACUCGCUGUCUCUAGACCCCUACUAUUCCCAUCCUACUCUUCCAGUGUCUCUCCCCUCUCCUGAAUCAUCAUAUGCCUCAUCUUCCUCUUCCUCUGCAUUCUCCUCCUCCUCUUCCUCGUGCACAGGCUCCCACGUCAUCAUCGUGAGCACUGCCAUCCCUUGGGAACCGACCAAAAUCUAUCAAAGUUGA
Molecule: messenger RNA, 984 nt
Organism: Stereum hirsutum FP-91666 SS1
Lineage: Eukaryota; Fungi; Basidiomycota; Agaricomycetes; Russulales; Stereaceae
Exons: 2
Coding region: 1-984 (327 amino acids)
Source: RefSeq, a predicted model, not a curated record